Messenger RNA from Fulmarus glacialis (Northern fulmar), 492 nucleotides. Its product is annotated as A-kinase anchor protein 8-like. The record is from RefSeq and is a predicted model, not a curated record. NCBI's taxonomy places the organism in Eukaryota, Metazoa, Chordata, Aves, Procellariiformes, Procellariidae. The transcript is spliced from 5 exons. Gene Ontology annotation, molecular function: DNA binding; protein kinase A regulatory subunit binding. Gene Ontology annotation, cellular component: nuclear matrix; nucleus. The annotation marks the transcript as partial.
GAAUAUGUUGCUAAUAAAACUAGGAAAACUGAAGAGCGGCGUAAAGCGAUUGAAGACAUUAACGCGGUUAUUCAGCAGAUUUAUAGGGACCAAGAUCUUACACAAGAUGUUGGCAUGGAGCAUUUUAUUAAAAAGGUGGAGGCGGCUCACUGUGCUGCCUGUGACCUCUUCAUCCCGAUGCAAUACGGCAUCAUCCAGAAACACUUGAAGUCGCUCGACCACAACCACAACCGCCGGGCUAUGAUGGAGCAGUCCAAGAAAUCAUCGCUAGUAGUUGCGAGGAGUAUUCUCAACAACAAACUAAUCAGUAAGAAACUGGAGCGGUACCUGAAGGGUGAGAAUCCUUUCACGGAUGACCCAGAAGAAAAAGAGGAGCAUGAGGAAGGAGAAGGGGGAGCCAGUGGAAAUCAUGGGUCCCUGGUGACAGCGACUUACCGCAUCUUCAGCUGCGCCCGUGAAGUCCUCUGCGAGCAGACGGGAGCGAGAGACUGA